CCAAUGCCCAAAGGUAUACCUUUAGGCUUUAUAGUACCUAAAUAAUAACAAUGCUCAAUGAGUGAUCACUCUUCAGUUGUAAUAUUAUUACAGCAAUAUAUGUGAUUUAAUUAUUUCACACACCCAUACAAUAAUAUAAAGUAAAUCAUUCGUGUUGAAUUCAAUAAAUUGCUCAGUGGAAUCUCAUUCUUUGGAUUCAUACACAGAAUCUUACGUUUGCUUUAAGAAUAACGAUUCUACACGACGACGAUGUACUCGAGUGGCAGCAGUAGCAGCAGGAUACAUACCAGCACGUUAGCGUUUACCGAACACGCUGCGGUCGAUAUUUUGAAAUAUGCCACGAAGUUCGCUCUCCUCCGCAAUGAUCACGUCAUCCAUCCACUGCUUAACGAAAUGAACGACAAAGGGUACAUUGCGAUCAAACAAAUGGUACACAAAACAUUUCCCAACUGCCACAUAAAUCAGAUACGCCUAGUUCACGUCCCACAGAUGUACGGCAUGUACAUGCUGCGCGAAGAAGAAUUGAAAUUGACCAUUGGCCGAAGUGUCCAGAAGAAAUUGCUGUUCCACGUGACCACCGAAGCCAGAGCCAUGGAGUCGUUGGACAGCGGACUCGACUGGAGACGCAGCCGGCGCAACAAGUUCGGUUGCGGUGUGUCAUUCAGUGACGACGCCGAUUACGCCAACUUUUACGCCGACAACUUCACUAGCGAAGAAACACGAGUGAUCAUGAUAUGCUCCGUGCUGGUCAGCGAAACGUACGUGGUCCCGAGGCAGAACGAUGGGAACUCUUUGGUCGUACCACCCAGCCGUGCCGACACGACGGUGAGCGAUAACAGCCGCGUGUACGUAAAGUACAACGAUAAUGACUUCUAUCCACUGUACUUUGUGCACUACCGGAACAGACCUGAACACCUGACCACUAGCAAAUAUUUCCGUGCCAACAGUCGCCGGGCCAUGGGUCACUAUGAUAGAAGGACCAUUGAAGAAAAGUGCAGCGACUUCUACGACGACAUGCGUAGCCACUACGAAAAAUACGACGAAUGACUACAACAGCGACGAACUCUAUGGCGACGACCUCUGUUUGAGUACUUCGACGGCUGACUAUUACUUUAAUAUUUACCAAAACAUGGACAAGAAGUAUAAUUGUCUGUAUAAUUAUUUUGAUUUUACUUAAUAUACUAAUUAAUAUUCAUA
Molecule: messenger RNA, 1197 nt
Organism: Metopolophium dirhodum (rose-grain aphid)
Lineage: Eukaryota; Metazoa; Arthropoda; Insecta; Hemiptera; Aphididae
Product: protein mono-ADP-ribosyltransferase PARP12-like
Exons: 4
Coding region: 250-1047 (265 amino acids)
Molecular function (GO): NAD+ poly-ADP-ribosyltransferase activity
Source: RefSeq, a predicted model, not a curated record